AUUUACAAUUUUUUAUUUUUAUUUUUUUUACAUUUGUUCUCAGUACUCAUUUAUACAUCUUUUUAAACAAUGAUUUUUUCGAAAAAGGAGCAGCCGCAUUAUGAUGAAUCACUGUCUCCGCCACCCUCAAUACUGGAUCAGACGGAUCAAGAAGCCAAACAGAGACUGGAGAAGCAAUUAGUCAAAAAACUCGAUACUCGUCUACUUAUCUGGGCCUUCUUUGGCUACUUUGCCAACGGUCUCGAUAGAAACAAUAUGCCCAAUGCUUUUACCAAUGGUAUGGAAGAAGAUUUGCAACUUGUUGGCUCCAGAUACAACUGGGCUAUCACCAUGUUCUUCAUCGGCUAUAUCGUACUGCAAAUUCCAGCCAAUGCCAUCAUUACCAAAGUGCGUCCCAACAUCAUGCUUCCCGGUGUGGUAUUUGUAUGGGGAGCUAUUGUAUGCUUCAUGGCCCUCGUCACCAACUACCAAGGUCUGUGGGGUCUUCGUAUUUGUCUCGGCUUCAGUGAAGCGGCGUUUUACCCCGGUAUUGUCUUUUUGCUGGGAAAUUGGUACACAAAACAAGAACUGGGAGCUCGAACGGCCAUCUUUGUAGCUGGAUCUCAGAUUUCCGGAGCUUUCAGUGGUCUUAUUUCAGGUGCUAUUGCCAGUAGCCUCGACGGAGCUCACGGGAUGCGUGGUUGGAAGUGGCUUUUCAUUAUUGAAGGUCUGAUUGCGGUGGCUGUUGGCAUCUGUGGCUUUUUCUUGCUUCCCAAUUUUCCUCACAACACACGAUUCAUCAAGGGUGAAAUGCGUGAACUGGCCAUCGCCCGUCUCGAAAGACAGGGAAAGAAGGUGAUGUCGACGGGUUUGAAUCUGGUGACGUUGCGAAAUCUGAUUACCACACCUUAUGUAUACCUUUAUGUCUGUAUCUUCACAUGCAUGCAAAUGGGGAUGGGUAUUCUUCAGCAAUUUCCCAUUAUUCUGAAAAAAAUCGGUUACACCAGUUCGUUCGCCAAUUAUAUGAUGGUCCCGAUCUGGCUGUGGGCCGGCGUGGUGAUUAUUUUCCAAGGCUGGUUAUCGGAUCGAAGAGGCCAUCGUUGCUGGCAUAUUGUCGUGGGCGGUUUGUGGACUCUCUUAUGGUACAUUUUGCUCGUGGCGGUCAACGGAGGCAACGUCCCUAUUGGACUCUUGUUUGUGUCCGCAUACAUGGUGGCACCGGUACUAGGAAUCUCUCCGAUCAUGAUGACUUGGUGUAACGAACUGUACGCCUGUGACAAUGAAACCCGCGCCCUUGCCAUUGCCAUUGUCAAUUCACUCGGCAAUCUCGCGCCAAACUUUAUCAAUGUGCCCGUGUGGGAAGUUGAUCUUGCCCCCGAAUUCCGCCUUGGAAAAAUCGUCACUAUGAGUAUGACUGCUGGCAUGGUCCUCAUGUGUCUCGCCGUCUACUUUUUGCAAAUCAACGAGAUUUUGCUGCCGAAACCCUUGCAAAGAAUAGAAACAGAAAUUGUAAAGAAGGAAGAAUCUGUUUAAAAUGCUAUCCUCAUGCUACUUCUCACACUAAAAUAUAUACAUGUAUAUUAUAA
Messenger RNA from Radiomyces spectabilis, 1565 nucleotides. Its product is annotated as major facilitator superfamily domain-containing protein. The transcript is spliced from 3 exons. Gene Ontology annotation, molecular function: transmembrane transporter activity. Gene Ontology annotation, biological process: transmembrane transport. The coding region runs from base 70 to 1512 and encodes 480 amino acids. The record is from RefSeq and is a predicted model, not a curated record. Lineage: Eukaryota; Fungi; Mucoromycota; Mucoromycetes; Mucorales; Radiomycetaceae. Gene Ontology annotation, cellular component: membrane.